AUGCUGCCUCAGCAACCCCCCCCCCCCAGCCUCAGCACCCCCCCCCCAGCCUCAGCAACCCCCACCCCCAGCCUCAGCAACCUCAGCAACCUCCCCAGCCUCAGCAACCUCCCCAGCCUCCCCAGCCUCAGCAAACUCAACAGCCUCCCCAGCCUCAGCAAUCUCAACAACUUCCCCAGCCUCAGCAACAUCCCCAGCCCCCCCAGCCUCUGCAGUCUCCCCAGCCUCCCCAGACUAGGCAACCUCCCCAGCCUCAGCAACCUCCUCAGCCUCUGCAAUCUCCUCAGCCUCAGCAACCUCCUCAGCCUCAGCAACCUCCCCAGACUAGGCAUCCUCCCCAGCCUCAGCAACCUCCUCAGCCUCUGCAACCUCCUCAGCCUCAGCAACCUCCCCAUCCUCAGCAACCUCCCCAGCCUCAGCAACCUCCCCAGCCUCAGCAACCCCCCCAUCCUCAGCAACCCCCCCAGCCUCAGCAACUGCCCCAGCCUCAGCAACCACCCCAGCCUCAGCAACCCCCCCAGCCUCAGCAACCCCCCCAGCCUCAGCAACACCCCCAGCCUCAGCAACCGCCCCAGCCUCAGCAACCUCAGCAACAACCCCAGCCUCACCAGCCUCAGCAACCUCAGCAACCUCCCCAGCCCCCCCAGCCUCUGCAGUCUCCCCAGCCUCAGCAACCUCCCCAGCCCCCCCAGCCUCUGCAGUCUCCCCAGCCUCAGCAACCCCCCCAGCCUCAGCAACAACCCCAGUCUCACCAGCCUCAGCAAUCUCAGCAGCCUUCAUAUUAAUUUCCUAAUUUAA
This is a messenger RNA of Oncorhynchus kisutch (coho salmon), 798 nucleotides long. RefSeq lists its product as uncharacterized. NCBI's taxonomy places the organism in Eukaryota, Metazoa, Chordata, Actinopteri, Salmoniformes, Salmonidae. The transcript has a single exon. The coding region runs from base 1 to 798 and encodes 265 amino acids. The record is from RefSeq and is a predicted model, not a curated record.